GGAGGGUCGGCGAGGGCUGCGGCCGGGAGGGCGGGAGCGGGCUGGGCCGGCCGGCGGGCGGGCCACCGAAGACCCGGCGGCAGGUGCCUACCCACCCUGUGACCCAACUCUCUCCUCUCAGCUCCACCCACUUUGGCCUAGACCCAGGCUCCAAGGGCUAAAAAUAUUGCCCGAAGGCUUCUGAGCGGAAUCAGACCGUGCUAAGUAGGACACGGCGCGCAGAGGCGACAGAGCUUCUUGGCCCCAGGGCGGGAGUCAGUCUCCGGAGCGGCGGUUCCGCCUACGCUCGGCCCGGCAGCUAGCGGCCUCCCUCCGGCCGAGCAGGUGUGUGUGGAGGCCAGUAUGAAGCUGAAAAAGCAGGUGACGGUAUGUGGGGCUGCUGUCUUCUGUGUGGCCGUCUUCUCACUAUACCUCAUGCUGGACCGGGUGCAGCAUGAUCCCACCCGUCACCAGAAUGGUGGGAACUUUCCCCGGAGCCAAAUUUCUGUGCUGCAGAACCGCAUUGAGCAGCUGGAACAGCUGUUGGAGGAGAACCAUGAGAUCAUCAGCCACAUCAAGGACUCAGUGCUGGAGCUGACAGCCAACGCGGAGGGCCCGCCCGCCCUGCUGCCCUACUACACGGCCAAUGGCUCGUGGGUGGUGCCCCCAGAGCCCCGGCCCAGCUUCUUCUCCAUCUCCCCUCAAGAUUGCCAGUUUGCUUUGGGGGGCCAGGGCCAGAAGCCAGAGCUGCAGAUGCUGACUGUCUCAGAGGAGCUGCCAUUUGACAAUGUGGAUGGCGGCGUGUGGAAGCAAGGCUUCGACAUCUCCUACAGCCCGCACGACUGGGACGCCGAGGACCUGCAGGUGUUCGUGGUGCCUCACUCCCACAAUGACCCGGGCUGGAUCAAGACCUUCGACAAGUACUACACAGAGCAAACCCAGCACAUCCUCAACAGCAUGGUGUCCAAGCUGCAGGAGGACCCCCGGCGGCGCUUCCUCUGGGCAGAAGUCUCCUUCUUUGCCAAGUGGUGGGACAACAUCAAUGCCCAAAAGAAAGCAGCAGUCCGCAGGCUGGUGGGAAACGGGCAGCUGGAGAUUGUGACAGGAGGCUGGGUGAUGCCAGACGAGGCCAACUCCCAUUACUUUGCGCUCAUUGACCAGCUCAUUGAGGGACACCAGUGGCUGGAGAGAAACCUCGGUGCCACGCCGCGCUCUGGCUGGGCAGUGGACCCCUUCGGACACAGCUCCACCAUGCCUUACCUGCUGCGCCGCGCCAACCUGACCGGCAUGCUGAUCCAGAGGGUGCACUACGCCAUCAAGAAGCACUUCGCGUCCACCCACAGUCUGGAGUUCAUGUGGAGGCAGACCUGGGACUCGGACUCCAGCACGGACAUCUUCUGCCACAUGAUGCCCUUCUAUAGCUAUGACGUGCCCCACACCUGUGGCCCGGACCCCAAGAUCUGCUGCCAGUUUGAUUUUAAACGCUUGCCAGGUGGACGCAUCAACUGCCCCUGGAAGGUGCCUCCCCGGGCGAUCACAGAGGCCAACGUGGCCGAGAGGGCCGCACUGCUCCUGGACCAGUACCGGAAGAAGUCCCGGCUGUUCCGAAGUAACGUCCUCCUGGUGCCCCUGGGGGAUGACUUCCGAUACGACAAGCCCCAGGAGUGGGAUGCCCAGUUCUUCAACUACCAGCGGCUCUUCGACUUCCUCAACAGCAAGCCUGACCUCCACGUGCAGGCCCAGUUUGGCACCCUCUCUGACUAUUUUGACGCUCUGUACAAGAGGACCGGGGUGGAGCCAGGGGCCCGGCCUCCAGGGUUCCCUGUGCUGAGCGGGGAUUUCUUCUCCUAUGCGGACCGGGAGGACCAUUACUGGACCGGCUAUUACACUUCCCGGCCCUUCUACAAGAGCUUGGACCGGGUCCUGGAAGCCCACCUGCGGGGGGCAGAGAUUCUGUACAGCCUGGCUGUAGCUCACGCCCGUCGCUCUGGGCUGGCUAGCCAGUACCCGCUCUCGAACUUCGCUCUUCUGACGGAAGCUCGGCGCACUCUGGGCCUCUUCCAGCACCACGAUGCCAUCACCGGCACCGCCAAGGAGGCGGUCGUGGCAGACUACGGCGUCAGGCUCCUGCGCUCCCUUGUCAACCUGAAGCAGGUCAUCAUCAAUGCAGCUCACUAUCUGGUGCUGGGGGACAAGGAGACCUACCACUUCGACCCUGAGGCACCCUUCCUCCAAAUGGAUGACACCCGCUUAAACCACGACGCCCUGCCGGAGCGCACAGUGAUCCAGCUGGAUUCCUCACCCAGGUAUGUGGUGCUGUUCAACCCCCUGGAACAGGAGCGGCUCAGCAUGGUGUACCUGCUGGUCAGCUCGCCCCAGGUGCGUGUCCUUUCAGAGGAGGGUCAGCCCCUGGCUGUGCAGAUCAGCCCACAGUGGAGCUCUGCCACCGACAUGGUCGCCGACGUCUUCCAGGUGUCUGUGCCCGUGCGCCUGCCGGCCCUGGGCCUCAGCGUGCUGCAGUUGCAGCUGGGCCUGGACGCGCAUCGCACCCUGCCGUCCUCUGUGCGCAUCUACCUGCAUGGCCGCCAGCUGUCCGUCGGCAGGCAGGAGGCCUUCCCCCUGCGCGUCAUCGACGCUGGCGCCAGUGACUUCACCCUCAGCAACCGCUACAUGCAGGUCCGCUUCUCGGGCCUCACCGGGCUCCUCAAGAGCAUCCGAAGGGUGGACGACGAGCAGGAACAGCGGGUGGACACGGAGUUCCUCAUCUACGGCACCCGCGCGUCCAAAGACAAGAGUGGAGCCUACCUCUUCCUGCCUGAUGGGGAGGCCCAGCCCUAUGUUCCCAAGGACGCCCCUGUGCUGCGUGUCACCGAAGGCCCUUUCUUCUCGGAGGUGGUUGCAUACUACGAGCACGUUCGCCAGGUGGUCCGGCUUUAUAAUCUGCCAGGGGUGGAGGGGCUGUCUCUGGACAUGUCAUCCCUGGUGGACAUCCGCGACUACGUCAACAAGGAGCUGGCCCUCCGCAUCCACACAGACAUUGACAGCCAGGGUGUCUUCUUCACGGACCUCAAUGGCUUUCAGGUGCAGCCCCGGCGCUAUCUGAGGAAGCUGCCCCUGCAGGCCAACUUCUACCCCAUGCCAGUCAUGGCCUACAUCCAGGACGCGCACAACCGCCUCACCCUGCACACCGCCCAGGCCCUGGGGGUCUCCAGCCUGCACGACGGCCAGCUGGAGGUGAUCCUGGACCGACGUCUGAUGCAGGACGACAACCGGGGUCUGGGCCAAGGGCUCAAGGAUAACAAGAGAACCUGCAACCAUUUCCGCCUCCUGUUGGAGCGGCGAACGCUGGGCAGUGAGCCUGGCUUUUUCUCCAAACUGGCAGCCAUGUUUAGGGACUUGGUCUUUCACAGCAGCAGGAGCAAUAACCUUGAGGUCCAGGAUGGCCGCUCCACGAGCUACCCGUCCCUCCUCGGCCACCUGACCUCUGUGUGCCUGAAUACCCCAGUGCUUGCCCUGCCCGUAGCCAGGAGGCAGCCCCCGGGCCCCGGUCUGCGCUCGUUCCAUCCCCUGGCCGGCUCUCUGCCCUGUGACUUCCACCUGCUCAACCUGCGUACGCUGCCGGCCGAGGACGAUGCCUUGCCUUCGGCGGAAACCGCACUCAUCUUACACCGCAAGGGUUUCGACUGUGGCCUUGAGGCCAAGAACUUGGGCUUCAACUGCACCACAAGCCAAGGCAAGGCGGCCCUGGGGAGCCUCUUCCACGGCCUGGACGUGGGCUUCUUGCAGCCGACCUCCUUGACGCUACUGUACCCUCUGGCCUCACCCUCCAACAGCACAGACGUCUAUCUGGAGCCCAUGGAGGUUGCCACCUUUCGCCUCCGCUUGGGCUAGGGCUUCCCGUGGCCUGAAGAGAACGUUCAUCCGCAGAGACUGCCUCUUACACACGGUUGGGUUGGACAAACCGGACAGGUAUCCUGUCCCGAUCUACCUCUCAGAACUGUGACACGCUGGGCUCCGCCCUCAUUUUCUGUUUAUCGUUGCUUCUCUGUUUGCUGGCAGCUGCCAGCCCAGCGUCAGGUAGACAGGGCAGACGCUCGAGGGACGGUGGCAGGAGCGCCCUUGGUCAGAGCGGGCAAUGCCAGCCUGAGCUUUGGGUUGUGAGCGGCACCCGGCCGGGCGCGGGCUCAAACACCCACCGCUCUCCCAUGAUGGGAUGGAGAAGAAGCAGGGUCAGAACAGGGAGGGCAGGCUGGGCGGGUAGCAGCCCAGUGCCGGGGUCACUGUAGGCAGGAGCUGGCUCGAGGGGGACCCCCUGGUUAUGGAGGGACUGCUGGAAGGAGGGGGUGGGGACCCGGAGUCACAGUGGGGUGGAGGAGGAAUCCCUUUCUGUGACGGCUCUGCCAUCAGUGCCCCCUGGCCUGCAUGCCCCUACUCGGGGCUGUGGUGCGGCAGGAAGGACACGCUAGAGACCACGUCAUGACCAGAGGUCAGAGGACACUUCAGAUACCAAAACCCUCCUCUCAUCAUGGGCACUUGGUCUGUGCAUUGGUGUGCGGGAUGGUGGCAGGAACGUCGGGGGUCCACCAUCGUACCUGACUGCUUUUUGGUUCCUGCACUCUGUACACCACUGUCCUGGGGAGCCCCUUCCCAUCCUGGGGCAUUUGGUCUGGCACACUUCCUCUUGCUGGAAAGAAAGUGAAGCCGCCAAGAGCCCAUGAGCUUGAGCAGUUUGAGAAGGCUUUCAGCCCCAUCCCUGCAGUCAGGGCGCGAAGCUUCACCAUUGGGUCACCCUUCUACAGAAGUGUUCAGAUCCUGGCACAGGGACUGGGGAUGCAGAGCGCAAAUCAGGAGGCAGUACGGCCGCUCAUCCGCCUUCAUUUCAGCUUCGAUUAAUAGAGAAAAGUUUUUGAUAGUCUCUAUAGAUGCUGAAACAACAUUUGGUAGUUUAAGAUCUAUCCCUUAUUAAAACCCUUAGUAAGUUAAGAUUACAAAGAAACAUCCUACUCUAGAUAAAAAAUGUCUAUCACAAAGCACCAGUUAAUGACAUUUGAAGAGUCCGACACCAUGGGUGUUCCCGUACAAGUCGGAAAGUAGCCAAGGACAUAUCACUAGUUAGCAGUGUCCUGGCACUGUCACCCCCGCAGGUGAGCAGGUGAAGAAGAGGCUGUUACGGCUGUCAUUGUUUGCAGACGAUAGCACGGCCGACCUAUAAAAUCUAAGCGAGUCAGCUGGGGACCUCGGACCAUUCUGUAAGUGGACUCAGACGAUAGACAUGACGCUCUUGUGAAGAGUUCGGUUCUCUCUGAAUCAGCCCAUAAUUCAGUGUAUUCCAGCGCUGUUGGAUACUUUGGGAAUUUGAUGAGUUCUCAAGUUAAUUUGAAAGAGUAAAUAUGUGAGAAUAUUAAAUUCUGAAUGAUGGUGCAUUCGGGGGUGGGGAGCAUCGAGGGGGUAAAAGGCACGUGUCCUGCACCACUGCCCCCAGGAUGCCCAAGCGCCCAGGAGUGGCCCCUGGGACCUGGGGUGGGCUCGGACAGACCAGCUGAUGGAACAAAAGGCAGAGUCCAGAAGCAGACCCCCAGGUAGAUGGGAACUUAGUGGGAUAAAAGAAGUAUUUGAAGUGGGGAAAAGAGAUGGAUUGUUUAAUAAACAGGACUUUAAGACAGCUGGCCCUCAAAGUAAGAGUUAGCUCUGUCAUUCAGUUUCCACCAAAAUUCGUUCCAGAGGGAAGAAACCAAAAAAGUUAAACUACAACAUUACUGAAGGAAAUACAGGAGAUUAUUAUACCUCCGGUGUGGGAAACUCUGUUUUAAAUAUAACAUGAAACCUGAAAGAUCUAAUAAGGGAAAAGAUAAACAGAUGUUACCACCCCAGAAUAUUGGAAGUUUAUGUAUGAUGGAAAACAUCAGGGUUACAACACAAAUGACAGAUUGGGAAAAAAUGUUUGUAGCACUUCCAAUAUUGAUGAGUUAAUUACUUCAGGAGAAAAGCUUGCUUUGGGGUCCUUGGAGAGGGUCCCCCGGGCCUGCUCAGCAGCACCCCAAACAUGAAGAGUUCUUCCAGGUUAUCCAGGGCUGUUGUCGCCAACAUCGGGCCAGGGCACUGGAAUCCUGUCUAAAUCGUCGUGGAAGAAAUAACAUGAUCGAUGUGAGGUGCUCAGCACAGAGUGCCCAGUACGUAGAGGAGCUCACUAAACAGGGACUGUAAUCUUAGUAAAGGACGCUAAGCAGUGAGACCACAGCAGGUGGUAUUUUCUAGUAUCAUAUGACUUGUAAUCAAAAGAUAACGGAGACUCUGUGAACCCCCCCUAGGAAAUGAGCAGAAUAAAGGCUACGACCUUUGGA
Messenger RNA from Ailuropoda melanoleuca (giant panda), 6320 nucleotides. RefSeq names its product mannosidase alpha class 2A member 2 (gene MAN2A2). Bases 343 to 3870 code for a protein of 1175 amino acids. The record is from RefSeq and is a predicted model, not a curated record. Gene Ontology annotation, cellular component: Golgi membrane. The transcript is spliced from 24 exons. Lineage: Eukaryota; Metazoa; Chordata; Mammalia; Carnivora; Ursidae. Gene Ontology annotation, molecular function: alpha-mannosidase activity; carbohydrate binding. Gene Ontology annotation, biological process: mannose metabolic process; protein deglycosylation; N-glycan processing.